Messenger RNA from Paramecium primaurelia, 360 nucleotides. NCBI's taxonomy places the organism in Eukaryota, Ciliophora, Oligohymenophorea, Peniculida, Parameciidae. The record is from the annotation of a GenBank genome assembly.
AUGAAACUGUUAAGGAUAGAAAUUUGGGAAAGUAUGUCGUAAAACAUUGAUGAAUUAUUUAGUUUAUACAACUUUACAUGUUCUUUGAAAACUAUCUUGCAUUUUAUGAAUCACGAUAUUCGUCAAUUAAAAUAUCCACAUUCUAAAGACUUUAUUAAAUAAGUGAGAUAAAGUUACCUAGUAUUAACACAGAUACUUUAAGCCAGAGAUUUCAUGAUAGAAAUCCCAUUCAAUCAAAACUAUAUUCAAAUCAUUGAUUUCUGAAUCAAUUAUUGAAUAUAUGAACUGUUUUCAAAGUUAAUAGGCCACCAAUUAUAAGGAACUACUUCUGUUCUCAUUAAGGAUACAGUUAAAGCAGGG